AUGGUCACCAUCGUGAACAACGUAGACAUAAUAUUAUACAACGGAAUCACUUCAUUUUUCCUCUCCACAUUAUGCCCCUUCACUCAAACUCUACUUAAGCAACUUAUGACUUUUGCAUGUGACUACUUUUUGCAGGAGUUUGACAAAGAAGAAUCGUACCGCGUGCAACAAAUGUUUGACGCAAUUGAUACCAUACUGUACGAGACAGAUGACAUGUUACUCGGGGAGUCGAAAUUUCGCACGCAGAAGUCAAACAAACGCUCAACAUCUCCUUUAGGCACCAAAGUUUUGAAGGUAUCACAGUACCUCGGGCAGAAUAACGGCGUCCCCCUAGAUCCAGCCAUAAAGGAACUGAGUUGUGCUCCUCACAAGCAAAUGAAUGCCCUUCAAGGAAGCGCGAGGCCAAUUCAAAUGUUACCCGGCGUCGAACAUCUUUUACCCGAAUGCAAAGAAUGGGCUGAGAAGUUUCCUCACCUGCGUAUACGUGGUGCAGGUAUAAAAAAAGCGGAGAGGACCUCGACUGUAGCCAAAAAGGCUAUUACGUUCACUCUGGAAACGUCAUCAAAAGCAAACAUCGGAAAGGUUACCAUGCCAGAGAUUCCUGAUCUGCAUAGAUCGGGCUAUGUUGUAGAGGGUUCCGAAAUAUGUAAACCGCUAACUAACGGAGCUUUCACACAUCAAAUACCACCAAGUCUGAAUACACCCAACUACAUGCCUCAUCUGCUUGUUCGGGGCCAGCAGUUGUCUCCACGAGUGCCACAAACGUUACCAGGGAUGCAUCUGACCACCUGGUCUCAGUACCCUCGAAAAAUCGCCAGCGGUCGCCAUUCUGCGCCAAAAUCCACGCGACCGUCUGUACCCCAACCUGCGAAAGUUCGUAACCUGCUUACGGAUGAUCUGGCCAUUGCACGUGUGGGCUCUUGUCCCUAUGCGGCCGAUACUACGAUGAUUGACAAGUUGACUCGUCGUAUUCUUUCAACUCCAGAUCCGCGUUCGCGUAACCUGAACCUUCUCACCAGGAUUAAAACCGAAACUAGUCGUUUAUCCGGUCGUUCGCGUCUUUCACCUGUGGAGUCUACUUCGCCUGGUCCGCGCACACCUGCAGAAGGAACUCGAAACUGGGGAGCCGGAGAUCAGUUAAGCCCGUAUUUAAAGACCUCGAGGGUGAAGAGUGAGCAGAAUACACGCAAAUUGCGCCUGGCUCGAAGCGUGCAGAAGUUGAGCGAGCUUGCCUCUGACUGUCCGCCGCAAUAUGCGGUUCACAUCAAUACGGUGUCGGACAGCAGCGCCGUACUCAAAGAGGAAAUCCUGGCCAUCCUUUACGCGGACGUUGCGGCCGCCGUGUUUGCAGUAGCUUCUGGAAAUGCAGCGCAGGUCGUAAUAGGUUUCGCAAGGCUGACAAGAACCUUGUCAAGCCUAAUUGACGACGACUUCCUCUCGAAUUCAUUCAUCAAGCUGGUCGCGUUGAGCGGAGCGUUAGAAGCAGAGGUCUCUGCUGCCUACAGCCAUUGUCCCUCAAGCGGAGAGGUUCAGUUCUGUUUUCGGUACACCAACCAACCAUUUCUCGCCCGUCAGGCGUUCGAUUUGAACCUGCUAGAACCUCUUCGAUAG
Dibothriocephalus latus is the source of this 1611-nucleotide messenger RNA. The record is from the annotation of a GenBank genome assembly. NCBI's taxonomy places the organism in Eukaryota, Metazoa, Platyhelminthes, Cestoda, Diphyllobothriidea, Diphyllobothriidae.